AUGAAAAACAGAACAAGUUUUAUCAAAUCUGUAUCGGGCGUGUGCGCCGGCGCAGGCCGAGGUCGCGAGGACGCAGCAUCGCGCGGCGAGGUGAUCCCUCAGGUGCGCCCCGCGACUCCGCCCCCUUGUUUAUUGCUUAUUAGCGGGCAUCGCGGCGGCACGUUUGAACUGGCGGUCUUUGUUCUCGCCGACAACACCCCCCUUCCCCUCGGACUGGCUGCGCUUGCGGCCGGUCACGACGCCCGCGCAGCUCGAGUAUGCUACGCGAAUCAUAAAUUGUUGCUAUUUGACGUAGCCGGUAUUGGUGAUAUCGAUCUUUGUUCAAUGAUAUCGCUACGUAGGAAGGAAGUGCAAUAG
Messenger RNA from Spodoptera exigua (beet armyworm), 357 nucleotides. The record is from the annotation of a GenBank genome assembly. NCBI's taxonomy places the organism in Eukaryota, Metazoa, Arthropoda, Insecta, Lepidoptera, Noctuidae.